Messenger RNA from Saxophila tyrrhenica, 2718 nucleotides. RefSeq lists its product as uncharacterized. The coding region runs from base 1 to 2718 and encodes 905 amino acids. Lineage: Eukaryota; Fungi; Ascomycota; Dothideomycetes; Mycosphaerellales; Extremaceae. The transcript has 4 exons. Gene Ontology annotation, biological process: positive regulation of transcription by RNA polymerase II. Gene Ontology annotation, cellular component: nucleus. Gene Ontology annotation, molecular function: transcription cis-regulatory region binding; protein binding. The record is from RefSeq and is a predicted model, not a curated record.
AUGGCUCCUUCUAAGAGCAAGAACUCGUUGCUCGAGCUUUGCACUUCCUCCAUCACACUCGGUAACAGCGUCGCGGUACACUGCCUCGACUACCUCAGCAUUGUCAAGGAAGCUCCACAUGGCUUCAACAAGCUCGCGGUCGAGUUCUUGGAAACAAGCCGGGUCAUCAUCCCUGCGAGGGCCGGCCUCGCUGAAGCAGAGCGCUCCAAUACCACGCUUCCAGCAGACGUUACAAAUGAGCUACUCGAGCGGUUCCGCCAAGUCAAAAAUGCGUUCACAGUACUGGACCAAGUAGUCAGCAGAUACAUCGACAGCGAGAAGAAAUCAGGUUUCGGAAAACUAGGGAAGGGUUUCCGUAUGAUGUUUGCGGACAACGAAAUCGAGAAGCUCCGACUUUCGCUGGUCUCAUGCCGGGAGGCGCUGGCAAAGAACCACCGCAUGCAGACAUGGAGUCUCGGUGAGGCCCAGAUCGAGCCGGCGGCGGGAAUUGGUUACACUGCCCUCAGCGCUGUCCUGGAUAAGCCGGAUCCAACGAGAGGAAAGCCGUCGCCGGAAAUGCCACGGUCAAAUCUCGUCAGCAGAAGUCCGCCAGAGCUGCCCCCACUGCCGCCAACACCGAUGUACAGCCCAUCUCUGUCUUCUCGGCUCGACAUGCCAUCCUCCAGCUUGCCAGAGAGUGCACUCUAUGAGCGUGGCCUCGCAGCACCUCCCGCUCUUCAGCGCGAUUCGAGCCGAACGUCGACCACAUCGCCACCAUUUGGUAGCCGCACAUCGUCGCUUCCAUUGACGAGCGACAACUUGUCUGACAUCACAACGCCAACAUCGAUCGCAGAAAUGGAUGAGAUGAUGUCGAUACAUGAGCUCAACGAGAAGAGGAACAGGCAGCCAAUGCGCGUCAUGGUGGACUCCUCCAAAGUACCCAGAUGGACACCUUCGCGCCCCACCGGCACAAUCUCAGCAGGUUCAAAGACGGCUCUUCUCGCAGCAGUGCAGCAACAGAACCACAAGAUGAUCGAACAGCUGCUCGACUGCGGAGUCCCAGUGGAUAGUGGUUAUGAACGGAGCCUUCUCACCGUGGCUAUUGUGAACAACGACUUCACCACCAUUCGACUGUUGCUCCUCUUCGGCGCGGAUCCGAACGCCAAAGACAAGGAUUGUUACUCACCACUCUUCUCGGCAACACAGGCUUCCUUCCUUGACGCCGCCCAGCUUCUGCUCAAGUACAGCGCCGACUGUAACAUGUCUGCUGGUCCUUAUGAUGAGAGUCCGUUCGCUCGCGCGCUCAACAGCGGGCAAACUGCUUUCGUGGACCUUUACCUCCGCUAUGGCGCCGAGCCUGAUACAAUCAUGGGCAACGGCAACACUGCAUUCAUCCAGGCGAUCACGAAGACUGUUCCUAUCAACCUCCUCGAGCUCAUGCUUGUGUACAACGCCGAUGCCAAUUGCAAGAACGGGCGGGGAGAGACUGCGCUUUUCAAGGCGAUCAAUGCUGAGCGUCUGGAUUUGGUGGAGCUGCUGAUCAACCACGGCGCCAAUGUCAACCUUCCUGGACCCAAGCACAUGCUCUGGCCAGCCGUCCAUCAGACAUCAAUUCUUGGACUCUUGCUCGAGAAGGGUGCCGAUCUUUCGAAGGCACCAGGUGUUCUCGAACUUGCCACGUCCAUCAACUCCCUUCCUGCUGUGCGAAUUCUGCUCGAUCACAACGUAGACCUCGGCGCCAAAAAGGACGGAAUCUUCACGCCCCUCUGCACCGCCAUCCGAGACAACCACGAAAACCUCGUCGAGAUCCUGCUGGCCGCUGGCGCAGACCCGAAUCUCAAGGCUUCCGAGUACCCGGCCUUCAAGUGCAUCACUCACCACCGACCACAUCUCCUCCCACGCCUGGUCGCUGCCGGCGCCAAGCUCGACAGCCCGAAAGGCAUCAUCGAGACCGCUGUAGCGCACAACGAGAAGGAGUGUCUGCUGUUCCUGCUUGAGCAGGGUGUUGAUGUAAACGCCCGCGGUGCGUCUGGAAACACGGGGCUCACCACUGCGAUCAAGAAUGAUCGUAUCCACUUGCUGGACAUCCUUCUCUCCUACGGCGCCGACCCAGGCGUGCGCGGUCAAGAAUGGCCUAUCGCACUGGCAGUCAAGAAUCCAAAGAUCCUCGCCAAACUCCUCCCACGCAUCGCCCAAUCCAAGAUCAUCAAGGGCGCACUCGAAAUGGCUGUCGUCGCCGACCAACUCGAGAGUGUCAAACUGCUGAUUGCAAAGGGUGUGUCCGUUGAAGAGAAGAACGGCGGUGUCUUCAGCCCUCUCACCACCUCCAUCCGUGAAGACCGGAAGGCAAUCUUCCGAUACCUCAUCGACGAAGCUGGCGCGGAUCCGAACAGCCCGGGCGAGCAUUUGCCGAUCAUCAAGUCUAUUCGACGACAUCGCGAGAACGACCUCAGCUACAUCGAGCACUUGAUCACCAAGGGCGCGGACAUCAACCUGAUGUACCGAGGCUGGAACGCGGUGCUCCAGGCCGUCGACAACGGGGACACACAGAUCUUGAAGCUGCUUGCACAGCGCGGUAACCCAGAUCUUGAUGCUAGGGAUGAAAACGGAAGGAGCGUGCUGGAGAUCAUGGAUGAGAGGGGCUUGAUUGAGGAGGAGAGGAUCCUGCUGGGUGGAAGGAGCCCAAGCCCGAAGAUCAGAGAAGCGAACAGCCAGUUGAGGGAAUUCGUGAGGGCGUAA